AUCGUUCACAUGUUUUCAUGAUCACUUUUCGAGUCUCAAUUCAAACAAUAAUCUAUGUCAAUCACAAUAGUAUGUCUCACCUAGGUGCAAGGUACUUAUUAUUUUUUUAAUCUGAUAGAGAUUGACGGCAGAGAUAAAUACUAAGGUAGCAUCACAUACACUUACUUAUAAGUUCAGUUUUCUAGUUUUUAUACAAGACCUUAUGUGUGUACAUUUCUAGUUUAACUAAUUUCCGGCCGUGUGCCUUUCCCCGAAUCAGACCGAGUACGAGUUUUAUAUUUAAUUACUUCAGUGUCAAAUAUUUAGUCUCAAACAUCCUGAACUAAAGGUUGUCUUAAUACAGAGGAAACAAAUCGUUUAAGUUGAGCAGCGAGUUCUAACUUCAUGAAGACUGACUUAAUAUAUACACCUGUUUUAGUUCUGAGUAUGACUGAUGAUUUGAGAUAAUAGAAAGAAAAUCCCCCUCAUGUGGAGCGAACCAAAAGCAGAACAUGCUGCGAUAAUUCUAUUAUACUGUAAAUGUUAGGCGGGAAACGCUUGGGUCGUUAAACAAAUUAAAGUAAGAUGGAAAUGUCUCUCCACAGAUAUGAUGUUAAUGGUAAUAAGGCUAUUGGCAACGUAACAAAAGAGCGUACAGAUAGUUAUUCAGUCAACAAAACAAAUUAUUCGCCUUCUCCUAGCAACGCCUCGUAAUUUUGCCUAAGCCUCAGGGAUAAUGAUUUAAAGUUCUAUUUAAAUCAAAAUUGAAGCGAUAAAUAAGAUGGCAAAGGAUAAGAAUUUUAUAGAGUUUUAUCUGCCUAAAAAGGGAGCAUCAGUUGAUACAUCUCUCCUGUAGAACGUGUUAGUGCCUUUGAUGUCCUCUUGCUAGCGUUGCUACUGUGAUAUCUUGUCUACUUUGAAAAAGUCUUGUGAUUCAAAAGCACUAGCCUAAAACUGGAGACCAAUAUCAUCUAUGAGUUACAGCAAGACGCAAUUAUCUUAGAAUUCAUGGUUAUAGUUUUAUUUUCAUGAUCGAAAAAAACACUUAAAUUAAGACUGUCUUUAACAAGUGCGCCUUCAGGUGAGUCAACCAAGAACACUUAAGUAUGAACAUGUUUGUCAUGAAAGGAAAACAUUGAAUUGUAUACAUUUUGUCACCAUUUGUUCAACUUUCCAAGCUGUUCAUCCUUCCUAUAUUUGCAUUUUUUACUUUUUAUUUAGUUUUUGUUUUGUUUGGUCAGAUUUGAGACCAAAUGUAGAGUUAAAUGCACUUAGAGCAACUGAGUUACCAUCAUUAAAAAUCUUCACGAUGAAAAGGAAAUGAAGAAAAUAGUGGUCAUAACGAGAAAGAAGUGAGAAACUACAUAAAUUGGACAUUUAAUUGAAGAACUGGCUAGUCAUCUGCAUACAGGUGUAUGGUAAAUGACUUACCCACAAACACUUAAACUGAAUAAUGUAUAUUUAGUCUUGUAAACAUUUGGUCUUUCAGAUUUGAAUGCCGUUGUUGCGAACGGUAUCGGUGAUACAAGGAUCGAGACUUUGAAUGCUAAUUACUAUGAACAAUUCAUCAUCUUCGGAUACGAAUUCCUGCCUUUUUCUUCAUCCACUUCUUGUAAACACAGAACCAAUACCUUAUGUAGUGCUUACAUGUGUGUUGAAUGCUGUGGUUUUUCUACCAACAGUUGCUGGCAAUAGUCUUAUCUUGGUAACGAUGUGGCGCAACCCAAAUCUAGACUCACCCAACCACAUAUAUCUCUUUAGUCUUGCUACAGCUGAUUUCAUCACUGGAUUUGUAGUACAACCAUCUUACGUCGUACAUAAGAUGGCUUGGCUUUAUAGCAAAAGCAGUCUUAGCUGUACUGCCAGAAUUAUAAUGGAGAUAGUGGCAUGGAUUUCUGCUGCGGUAUCUUGCUCGACAGUGAGUAUUAUAAGUCUCGAUCGUAUGCUUGCUCUACAACUCCAUAUGAGGUACCAGUUAUACGUUACCCAACGGCGCGCAAUCAAUAGUACAUUAUCCAUCUGGAUAGGCCUAACGAUCUUGAGUUGUGGACGUUUCUUUAUGAAGGACAUUCGCCCUUUCGUAGUGAUUGGCACUAUUGGCAUCUUGUCUGGGAUGGCUAAUGUUUUCUUUGCUUAUGGCCAAAUAUUUAGAUACAUGAAACAUCACAGGAAAAAGAUAGGUUUACAAUGUCCAUCAGUUACAGGAAUUAACACAAGUGACAGUGAGACAACAACGGCAAAGAAGGUGAAGGUGAAAAAACUUUGGAGAUCAGCCAUAAAUCUGGCUUAUGUUGUUGGUCUUUUUGUCGUUGCUUAUUUACCAUUUGUAAGCACUCUUAUUGCAUUCCUUGUCCAUGGACCAACUAUGCAAAUAGAUGUCGCUUAUGAUAUUACUAGGACCAUAGUUUUCUGUGUGUCUCUUGUCAACCCAUUCUUUUACUGCUGGAAAAUAAGUGAUGUAAAGAUAGAAGUGAUGAAAACUUUGAAAAAAAUAAGAAAAAGAGCUAUCGAUUUGGAUGACAAGAGAACCGACGGUAACAGCCAAAAUAAUGGAGAAAAUCACACCGCCUCAAGAUAAUACUGGCAUGAACCUAGAAGAUGUUAUCACGAAUACUGCUUGAUAACCACCAUCAAUCUUCGCUUAAUAAAACUUCAUACAAUAUAAAAAUAAUUUUAUUGAAUAUGAUUCAUUUAGCUAUUAUGAACUGAAUCUUUGAGAACGUUUUAGACGAGAAUGAAAAGUGAUAUUAAGGACCGGAUAUGUUUAAAUUUUUUAUGGUGAUGUUCAGGUUCAAAUAGAAUUUAACUAGACCACUCUUGAGAACGCUACAUUCAAAGCACGGGGGGAAAUCUUGGUAGAUAAUGUUUAUUUGGACCAACUUUCUUAGGGCUACUCUUCUGUAGUACGUUGUUCCGGAUGAAAAGCCUUUAA
Actinia tenebrosa (Australian red waratah sea anemone) is the source of this 2911-nucleotide messenger RNA. Its product is annotated as beta-3 adrenergic receptor-like. Gene Ontology annotation, biological process: G protein-coupled receptor signaling pathway. Gene Ontology annotation, molecular function: G protein-coupled receptor activity. The record is from RefSeq and is a predicted model, not a curated record. NCBI's taxonomy places the organism in Eukaryota, Metazoa, Cnidaria, Anthozoa, Actiniaria, Actiniidae. Gene Ontology annotation, cellular component: plasma membrane.